This is a messenger RNA of Sclerotinia sclerotiorum 1980 UF-70, 822 nucleotides long. RefSeq lists its product as hypothetical. The transcript has 3 exons. The record is from RefSeq and is a predicted model, not a curated record. Bases 1 to 822 code for a protein of 273 amino acids. Gene Ontology annotation, cellular component: proteasome core complex, alpha-subunit complex; proteasome core complex. Lineage: Eukaryota; Fungi; Ascomycota; Leotiomycetes; Helotiales; Sclerotiniaceae. Gene Ontology annotation, biological process: ubiquitin-dependent protein catabolic process.
AUGGCGGAUAGAUAUUCUUUCUCCUUGACAACCUUCUCCCCCAGUGGGAAAUUGGUCCAAAUAGAGUAUGCGUUAAAUGCCGUCAACCAAGGUGUUACUGCAUUGGGAAUUAAAGGUACAUAUAUAUCCUCUCUAAAUCUGCGUAUUUGUACUAACUUAUCGGGAGCUACCAAUGGCAUUGUCCUCGCCACGGAAAAGAAAUCCUCAUCCACCCUCAUUGAUCCACCCUCUCUCUCAAAAGUCUCCCUUAUCACUCCAAACAUCGGCAUGGUCUACUCCGGCAUGGGACCUGAUUACCGCGUACUCGUCGACAAAGCCCGCAAAGUAUCUCACACUGGCUACAAGCGCAUCUACAACGAAUACCCACCUACUCGGAUAUUAGUACAAGAUGUUGCGAGGGUGAUGCAAGAAGCUACUCAAUCUGGAGGUGUACGACCAUAUGGUGUUAGUUUGUUGAUUGCAGGUUGGGAUGAUGGAAUUGAGCCAGAGUCAGAAGAUGUUGCUGGUGCGGAGGUACAUCCUGAUGAGAAGAAACCAUCAGGCAAGACCGGUGGUAUUUUGAAGGGAGGACCUAUGUUAUACCAAGUUGAUCCAAGUGGUAGUUACUUUCCAUGGAAGGCAACUGCUAUCGGAAAGAACGCUACUUCUGCAAAGACUUUCUUGGAGAAGAGAUAUACCGAAGGGUUGGAGUUGGAAGAUGCCGUACACAUUGCCCUUUUGACGUUGAAGGAGACUAUUGAGGGGGAGAUGAAUGGCGAUACAGUAGAGAUCGGCAAGUUUAACAACUCAAAUAAGUACAUUACUUUGCUAACAUAUUCCUAG